GGAGAAGAGGAGGGGGCGGGAGACAAGGGGAGGAAGAAAGGCGAAGGCCAGGCGGAGGGGUGGGGAGUGAUAAGAAGAGCGAGAGAAAAGAGGGGACUGCGGACUAGCAGACCGGGUGUCUGGAAUCCCGCGCCUAGAACGUGCUUUUCGGGAGAGCAGAGGCGGUGUCUACGGUUGACUGGGGUUACAGUAAGUGCCUUGUCAGCCUGAUGCCUUGGGGCUGUGGCAGUCCAGCAGGCCUCACAGGGGUAGAAGAGUGCCUCAAAUGACAGCUGAGCUUGGAGAGGGCGGUAGUUUUGGAAAGAGCAGGAGUUCUUUCGUGGAAUAUGGAGGCAUAGCAUGCAGCCUGCCUGGGCACCUGGAGUGGUACAGCUUGGGAUUCCCUGUGCUGGGGAGGCUGCAAGGGGAAGGGGAACAGGCCAGUGCCCUCUGCAUCUGGCCAAGUGGGCCUGCGCCCGCACCUACUGUAUGUCCAGCCAGCAUCAUCCCCACUUUCCUGAGCGUCGCCCACUCUAUCCCUGGCACUCCACAGCCCAUCUCUCUGCAUCUUCACAUGACCUCUGUUUGGAGGUUCAGGUCUUCUCACCAGUUUGUGCCAUCUUAGGAGUCAGUUGGUGUGUCGGACAACCCUGUACCUUGUUUUCAGUCCUUUGGAGGCUCUGGCCCACCUGAGACAUCGCAGGCCUCUCCUUCCGAUGAAAAGAGAAAGGAAGAAUGGAUUACAGUCACCAAACGUCCCUAGUCCCAUGUGGACAAGAUAAAUACAUUUCCAAAAAUGAACUUCUUUUGCAUCUGAAGACCUACAACUUAUACUAUGAAGGCCAGAAUUUACAGCUCCGGCACCGGGAGGAAGAAGAUGAGUUCAUCGUGGAGGGGCUCCUGAACAUCUCCUGGGGCCUACGCCGGCCCAUCCGCUUGCAGAUGCAGGAUGACAACGAGCGCAUUCGGCCCCCUCCGUCCUCUUCCUCCUGGCACUCUGGCUGUAACCUGGGGGCUCAGGGAACCAUCCUGAAGCCCCUGACUGUGCCCAAUGUUCAGAUCUCAGAGGUGGAUGCGCCUCCGGAGGGUGACCAGAUGCCAAGCCCCACAGACUCCAGGGGCCUGAAGCCCCUGCAGGAGGACACCCCACAGCUGAUGCGCACACGCAGUGAUGUUGGGGUGCGUCGCCGUGGCAAUGUGAGGACGCCUAGUGACCAGCGGCGAAUCAGACGCCAUCGCUUCUCCAUCAAUGGCCAUUUCUACAACCAUAAGACAUCCGUGUUCACUCCAGCCUAUGGCUCUGUCACCAACGUCCGCAUCAAUAGCACCAUGACCACCCCACAGGUCCUGAAGCUUCUGCUCAACAAAUUUAAGAUUGAGAAUUCAGCAGAGGAGUUUGCCUUGUACGUGGUCCAUACGAGUGGUGAGAAACAGAAGCUGAAGACCACCGAUUACCCGCUGAUUGCCCGAAUCCUCCAGGGCCCAUGUGAGCAGGUCUCCAAAGUGUUUCUCAUGGAGAAGGACCAGGUGGAGGAAGUCACCUAUGAUGUGGCCCAGUAUAUAAAGUUUGAGAUGCCGGUACUUAAAAGCUUCAUUCAGAAGCUCCAGGAGGAAGAAGAUCGGGAAGUGAAGAAGCUGAUGCGCAAGUACACUGUGCUCCGGCUGAUGAUUCGGCAGAGGCUAGAGGAGAUAGCCGAGACCCCAGCAACAAUCUGAGCCACGAGAAUGAGGGGAUCUGGGCACCCCAGGAGCCGCCAUUGCCAUAAGACCCCCAGGAAGCUGGGCACUUUCUUUCCAUGGAAACUUUUAGAUGCAAACCUCCCCAGCUGCGGCCAAGCCACCAUUUGCUACGAGGAGCUGGAUGUAGAAGUCAGCAGACAGCCCCCCCAUCCCUGGACCCCUGUUCUCCUUUUUUCCACUCAUAAGGACUUUUGAUUUUGGUUAUAAGGAGGACCCAAAAUGUGUGUGUGUACAUGUGUGUGCACACAUGGUACGUGUCCAUGUGCCUACCUGAUAUUUUCACAUGUAAUUAAAUUCCAGGCAACCAGCACAAGAGCCAUGAGCCUGGCCAAUGUGCUGCUUAUGGGCCAGAAAACAGAGGAACCACGUUCUGAGGAGCUUUUAGGUUGAAGGAAAGAUUUCACCUCUCAAGUGCCAGGGAGAAGCCACAUGUCUGCCUGUGUUUAGAAAGGGAAGAGGGUUCUCCAGGUUCACCAUUUGGGUUGUUUAUAUGUUGGUAGAAAUUCUCCCUGUAUUCCUGGAAGGACCAGUGAAUGUGAGAGCCUUGGAAAUUAACAAAAUAACAGCCACAUAAUCUUGAGGGCAGUCUGAUGGAAAUAAAAAGAUAAACCAUCCGGGGGUAGAUGCAAUAGCCCCCAUGUUUUUACACUGGAAACUUUGAUCGUUUUAAAUGACAAAGACCUGUGUGAUGUUCUACGUGGAAACCUGUAAAAAGUGGAUUCUGCCUCCGUCCUUGCCUCCAUGGCUACCUCUAGGAGACAGAGAGGAUCCUGUGUGUUUCUCUGUACCCAGCUGUCAACCCAUCUCUCUGGCACUUCUUUGAGUGAAAGGAAAGGUCUCAAGAAACAAAGAUCUCACUGGUGUGCACAUGGUGCUGCCCAGCUAGUGUGGCCAGGGCCUCGUGGCCAGGAAGUUUCAGGCUGAAGGGAAGUGUCGAGGCUACCUGCAGAAAUGACAGGUGCCUUGAACCCAGCCCAUCUUCACGGCAUCAAGGGUCUUCCUGCACUUGAAGCUGGGGCCAUGUUUGCAGUCAAGACUUUAUUCUUUCCAACCUCUGGGUUCUUGCAAGUUGCCCUCAUCUUGUGUGUGGAAAUGCAUUCCAAGAAUGAAGCCUCAUCUUGGUACUGACUAUGGGGUUCAGGGAAGCUCUUUAGGCCACCUGGUGAAGGUGCAUGGGGAAGAUGGAGCUUCUUUCUUAGCUUCUCUUAGUAGCCACCUAGGUGAUCUUUAGAGUCAACCCCAAUGCAGGGAAAGGGCAAGAACAGUCUGUGUUCUGGGACUCCCAUCAGGAAGCUUGCCAGGCAGCGGGGCAUCAGUGUGGCUGAUCCAGUUUGAGGAGGGAGACAGAUGCUUGGACCUGGGUACCUGGCUGUAGAGAUCAAUCAAGCAAGACCAGGAGCUUCUAAGAGUGGGCGUCUCUGACAUCUCUGAGCCUAGCUGGGGUAAGAUACUGCCCAUCUCUUCUCACCUUCUCUCCAAGGAAGGUUUGCAGAGCUGGGCAGUUGAGGAAAGGACAGAUGCUGGUUGGUGCCUCCAAAGGAAGGUGGACCUUUUUGGUGGAGAUGUUUCUACCCCAGGCACCCUCCUGCCCCUAUUCAUACCUAUGGCAUCUUUGAAAGCCUCAAAGCUGUGGUCUCAAUGUAGACUGCAAAGAGAUGGCAUGCUGCCCCUGGCAUUUUGCCAUGGGUGUUAUAGCAAGCCUCCUUCCUCCAUAGGGUCAGCAGCACCAGCCCUGUGGGGCAUAGAGUGGAAACCCAGAAGGGCUUCUGCAAACUGCACAGAAUUGGUGUAGGAAGACAAGGAGUGGGCACCAGGAGAGGCUUCCUUUGUUACAGAUGGGAAAGAACCAUUCUGUGAAUGCAAACACUUCCUGAGUUUUGCAUUUGAGAAAAUAAUUUGGAGAACUCUUCUGAUAAUUUUUAUUUUGAAUGUUCAAAGCCUUAGUUGGCUCCAGUAAUUCUCCUUGGAGGACUUGCGAGAAGAAUUUCCACAAAGCAAACUACUAACCACUAUUAUUGGACAGCGAUUUCUGGUUUAUAAGAGUUCUCUUUGAUUUGCACCAGCACUAUGACAGUGUUAAACAUGGAAAUAGUGCAACAUAUUUAGUUGGCCAGGUCACUUUCCAAGGGAGCAAUAUUAAGGCAGACCAGCCUUUUUAAAGAUGGGAGGUCAGGAGGUGGAAGUGAAAGAGGAGAUCCCAUCUUACACAACACACUUCCACGUGAUGCAGACCACACUUUUGGAUUCUGUCCUGCCUUUUUUAGAGGUCAUUUCUCACAUCCUAAGAACCUGAUGAGAAAUUUUGGAAAGAUCCUUUGGAAUAGCAGCAGUUGAAACAGAGACGCUUUGCCACAGCAUGGAACAGAUUUUCUCACUGGUAUCACAUAGUCUUGCAGUUUUGAACUCUUCGACCGACUUGUGGGAGUUUAUGUAAUUGUGUACAAGGAACCUGAAAUUGCAUAAAGAACAAAAUACCAAUUUAUAGGGUUUUUUUCCCCCCAAUUUGUGAAAAGCAGUUUAGUUGCAUCUGGCUUUUUUUUUUUUCCCCUCCCCGGGGCUUAUGUUACAACGUGAUCAAGUGAAGGAAAAACCUGAGCCCAUCUGGCUGGGAUGGUGGAAUUAAGCACAAGGUCACAUUCUCCAUGAUCACAUGAGAGGGAAGGUGAUGACUGAAAUGGUGGGGGCUGGGGCAGUGGGCGGUUAUCUUGGGGAGAGGCUGAAAGGCACAAAGGACGUCUUACCCGUACGUGUUGGUGAAGAACGCACACAUUGGUCUUGAAGUUGAGAUGAGGCAAGAGGAUUUCAGGAUAUUAGCCACCCAUCUCCAAGAAAAAUGCCAGGGCCUUGCGCCAAGAUUUUGGCCUGAGACAUGCUGAUGCUUCAAGAAGAAAUAUUUUCACCAUCCUCUCUUCCCUCACCAACGAAACAGUGCUCUCUGCUAGAAACCUCUAGGUAAAGACAUUUUAUCCUAAUAUCGGUGGCAUACAAUGGCCCCUCCCAAUCUGUUCUCCAUGCAAAAAAAUCUCGAUAAGAAUUCUGUGGAGUUGACUGGUUAUUUCAAAGUUGGGAGGGUGAAGAAAGAAAGUGACCACAGAAGGGCAAGAAGCUCUCUUAAGAAAAGGGAAGUUAUCUUUAAAAAAAACACCAGCACCACCACCAUAUCAACCAAAAACUACAUUUUACGUCAAAGCUCUAUAGCACAAAGAAUGUGUGGGGAACCGCGGCUUGGGUGCAGACAUGGCCAAGUCCAAGAACCACACCACACACAACCAGUCCCGAAAAUGGCACAGAAAUGGUAUCAAGAAACCCCGAUCACAAAGAUACGAGUCUCUUAAGGGGGUGGACCCCAAGUUCCUGAGGAACAUGCGCUUUGCCAAGAAGCACAACAAGAAGGGCCUAAAGAAGAUGCAGGCCAACAAUGCCAAGGCCAUGAGUGCACGAGCUGAGGCCAUCAAGGCCCUCGUAAAGCCCAAGGAGGUUAAGCCCAAGAUCCCAAAGGGUGUCAGCCGCAAGCUCGAUCGACUUGCCUACAUUGCCCACCCCAAGCUUGGGAAGUGUGCUCGGGCACGCAUUGCCAAGGGGCUCAGGCUCUGCCGGCCAAAGGUCAAGGUCAAGGCCAAGGCCAAGGAUCAAACCAAGGCCCAGGCUUCAGCUCCAGUUUCAGUUCCAGCUCAGGCUCUCAAAGGUGCCCAGGCCCCUACAAAGGCUUCAGAAUAGAUAUCUUUGUCUGCCAAUGCGAGGACAGAAGGACUGGUGUAACUCCCCUGGGGCUGCCAUCUGCAUGGGGCUGGGGUCCUCCUGUGCUAUUUGUACAAAUAAACCUGAGGCAGGAUUAAAAAAAAAAAAAAAAAAAAAGAAUGUCAUAGAUACAUUGUCAAGAGAGAAACUUCUACAUGGACGAGGCAAUUUCAGUGUCUUAAAGCGGCCAAACCAUGACGUGGAGAAUGAGAUGGGAGACAGGAUAUCACCAUGAGCGUCCCUCAUAAAGCAGCACACAUUUUCACAUUUUCACUUAAGUUGUUGAGCACAAAGUCUUGCUUCAGUCAGAAGAGAUGAAAUAUGAUUUCCUAGAGACGUAAAAAUAAAAAUGAAUGUGGCGCCCCUUUGUUCAGAUGUAAUAGAAAGCUUCACCCUAUUACAAGGGGUGGGGUUUAAGUGCCCCUUGCGUUUUAACUGUGUUUGAGCACAAGAUGCACGAGCUAUGACAGGAAAGCCUCAGUUUACCUUUGGAGUCUUCCCUGUAGAUCACAGACCUGUAUCCAGGCUGAUGUUGCUGGUGUGUAAUUGCUAGUGUUUCUGAAGGUUUCCCCAAUUGUUUUAGCCUUGUGAAGUAUUCUUUUCUUAAUUAUAACUUGCCUUUCGCAAUGGUACAUGACCUGGUUCAAUGUUUGGUUUUGAACUUACACACUGAUGUGUUUACUCAUCUAAACAUAAUCUGACAAGGCCUCAUUAGGGAGCCAUACAUUUUUGUAACAAUUUGAUAUGUUUUAAUGCACCUGACUUAGAUCUUCUUGAAAUAAAGCACUUUUCAAAGAGA
Molecule: messenger RNA, 6256 nt
Organism: Callithrix jacchus (white-tufted-ear marmoset)
Lineage: Eukaryota; Metazoa; Chordata; Mammalia; Primates; Cebidae
Gene: RASSF2
Product: Ras association domain family member 2
Biological process (GO): positive regulation of JNK cascade; regulation of non-canonical NF-kappaB signal transduction; signal transduction
Cellular component (GO): nucleus; cytoplasm
Source: RefSeq, a predicted model, not a curated record